Molecule: messenger RNA, 4116 nt
Organism: Monopterus albus (swamp eel)
Lineage: Eukaryota; Metazoa; Chordata; Actinopteri; Synbranchiformes; Synbranchidae
Gene: dusp8a
Product: dual specificity phosphatase 8a
Exons: 5
Coding region: 723-2534 (603 amino acids)
Biological process (GO): negative regulation of MAPK cascade; peptidyl-tyrosine dephosphorylation
Cellular component (GO): cytoplasm
Molecular function (GO): MAP kinase tyrosine phosphatase activity; protein tyrosine/threonine phosphatase activity; MAP kinase tyrosine/serine/threonine phosphatase activity
Source: RefSeq, a predicted model, not a curated record
CUCAUUCAGUCCCAGAGCUCGAGGAGAGAGUGCAGCUCUGUCGUUCUUUUUGCAGAGAGAGAGCGUAGGAGGGAGAGGGAGGAGUGUAAGCCAGCAACUGAGCGAAUGAGAGGCAGGGAGAGUGUAGCAGCACAACAAUAGUAGGCUGCUCUUCUGGCUGUGGACUCACAGAGACAGAGAGAGAGCUCAGAGAGACACACAGACACUCUGUAAACCAGCUGCAGGAAGAUUACAGCUGGCUUUCCAUACAGCCUUUACAGUCUGCUCGAUUUUAUUUAUUUAUUUUUUUCCUCUCACCCUUGAAGGCGACAAUUCUUCACAAAACCACAGAAUUACUAAACAUUGACGUAGGAGCAUUUUAGGAAUUUUUGUGGUCAUUGCAUGGGAUUUUUGUGAUAGACUUGAGGAGCUUGUCCACAGACAUUUUGGACUAGUUAUUGUACUUGGUCUAUUUUCUGAGGGUCAUCGCUUGGACACUGACAGUUGACUUGACCAGAGUGGGCACCAGCACGUGUUUUGUUGACUUGGGAUUUUUACACUCAGACUGUGAGCUCACCUCAGUCGGCCCCUUAAGGAGAAUACAUCUGUUUGAUUGUUCUGAACAUUUUUUGUGCAGUAAGGUGGGAGGGAUUGAUCAGAUCCAUCCCUGAAGGAAGGAGUACCAGAGCAUUUUUAUCUGUGUUUGUGUGUGUGUGUAUGUGAGAGACAGUUUGUUCUGGGGGAUGCCUCUGGAUGUGGUGAUUGCCCCAGUGGAGGACUGUUUUUGGCCGGACCUGCAGGACACAGACAUGAGACUGAAGAUCAGGGUCCGCCGAAUGAAGGAGGGGAGGGAACUACGAGGAGGAUUUGCUGCUUUCUCCUCCUGCUUCCCCGGCCUGUGUGAAGGGAAGCCUUCCACUGCUCUACCUAUGAGCUUGUCCCAGCCUUGCUUGCCUGUGGCUAAUGUAGGGCCCACUCGCAUCCUGCCACACCUCUACCUCGGCUCACAGAAGGAUGUGCUCAACAAGGAUCUGAUGGCUCAGAAUGGUAUCACCUACGUGCUGAAUGCCAGCAACACCUGCCCCAAGCCAGACUUCAUCAGCGAGAGCCACUUCAUGCGCAUCCCAGUCAAUGACAACUACUGUGAGAAAUUACUUCCCUGGCUCGACAAAACUAAUGAAUUCAUAGACAAAGCUAAGGUGUCAAACUGCAGAGUCAUUGUGCACUGCCUGGCUGGAAUCUCACGCUCUGCAACCAUUGCCAUUGCAUACAUCAUGAAGACAAUGGGCUUGUCAUCAGAUGAUGCCUACAGAUUUGUAAAGGACCGAAGACCAUCCAUAUCCCCCAACUUCAACUUCCUGGGUCAGCUGCUGGAGUUUGAGAAGGGCCUGCGAUUACUCCAAGCUUUAAGUUCCACUUCUGAUGACAAGAUCUCCGAAAAUACCACUAAGCAAAGUUCAGAGGUUAAAGGGGUCAGUAUAGGUUUUGAGAUGAACGGUCACCACAGCAACUGUGACUCCUCUCUGGUAGAGCCACACAUCCAACCAGAACCCAAGCUGCAUUCACCCAUCUCCCUUCAGCAAGGCUUCAACGGCCUACACCUCUCUGCAGAGAGGAUCAUGGACACUAACCGGCUCAAACGCUCUUUCUCCCUGGACAUUAAGUCUGUCUACUCUCCCAAUAGCCCCCAUUGCCUAAGCCUGGUGCCCACACACUCUGAAGAUGUCCCCAAGCUGUGCAAGCUUGACAGCCCUGGGACGGGCACCUCUAAUGGUGUCUGCUCCCAGUCUCCUGUCCUAGACAGCCCCAGCUCCUCUGAUUCACCUUUCCCCUCACCAGGAAGUGGGGGCAGCAUCGGAGGUUUGGGGUUUGGAGGAAGUGAAGGAAUCCAUCGUUGUGGGUCUUCAUCAUCCAGACCCAGGAGAAAAGCCAAACACAGCUCCAGCAGUUCACCAGUCCACUCCCAACUACACCAACCUCCACACUCCCUCAGCUUGUCGCUGGACCACAAGAGCCCCAGCGUAGACGAGAAUCUAAAGGGCACGCUGCUCUUGUCACUACCUUCCCUUCCCACCCCGGGGUCCGGGGCCAUGUGGACCAAACACAGAGACACUGUCCAGGCCACCACUCCUGUCACCCCCACCACAGAUGCCCCCUGGCACUUUGGGGCAGAGGAAGGUGGUGACGGAGAGAUGGAGCUGGGAGGUGGAGGUGACAGACGGGGAGAGGAGACGUCGAUGAGGUUUGGGAGCAGUUCAGCAUAUGUGGCAUUUGGGUGCAGUGAAAGUGUGCAGUUACGAGAUAAAUCCCAUAGGGAGAUGCCAGCGGCACCACAGACACAGAGAGACCAUCGGGACUCAACAUCAUCAUCCACAGUGACCACCUCCAACAGCUCGAAUAACAGCGGGCCUGCAUCAGAGAAGCAAUUCAAGCGGCGCAGUUGUCAGAUGGAGUUUGAGGAGGGCAUCGCCGAGACACACUCUAGAGAGGAACUUGGGAAGAUUGGGAAGCAGUCAAGCUUCUCUGGGAGCAUGGAGAUUAUUGAGGUAUCCUGACAGAUAAUGGACAUAAUCAGAGCUGUCCCUUGGGGGCAAAAAUUGACCUGGUUAGAGGGAGUUCAACAAGAGGACAUAUGAGAGGGAGCAGAAGAGUUUUUUAUUUUGUGCUCCAAUCACAGACAGUAUUAAAGACUCCAACUGAGAGAAGGACAAAUAGAUACACAAGCAGAUGGUUAAUGUGAAAAGGUUAGUAAGUGAACUAGCCUUUGCACUUGGACAGACAGAGCCUCAGAUGUGGUGCUUAGCAGACCAUAACCAUUCUGAACUCUCAUACAGGUCUGGGAGAGGGAUGGGUACCAGGGGGGUGACUGGUGGUACUGAAACUCUUUAUUUUUCUGAGCUCUGUCCUGAAUAAAAAGAAACAACCCAGGGCAAGUGUCACUUUGCAUCCUUAUUACAUAGAAUCCCCUGAUUUUGACAGAGUCCAGACACAAACAGCUUGCCUGUGAUCAGAUGUGGCGUGCGUCAGUGGGUGUAUAGCUUGUGAUUUGAACCGAGCCUCAUGUGUUUUCCCAAAGCUUCACCCCAAUGUGAGAAAGCCUCAGAACCUCGCACGGCUACAUCCCCCACCCCUCCACCUCUUCUCAAAGGCUCAGCCUGCUACAGACUCUGCACAAGAACCGUAACGGACUCUUUAACAGCACAACCUUCUCACAUCACCACAAUACAAAGCAGAGAGAUCCAAAGGACUUAUUUUAAAGGUGGUACUGCAUCCAACAGUGAAGGCUGCUCGGCAUUUUAUUAACGGAAAACUUUGAGCUGAAGACUAGUAGCGACGAGCAGUGUCGUCACCCCCUCCCAAAAAAGCAUAGUGUAUUUGUCCUGACUUUGGCUCCCUUGUUUCCAGUGUUAAAAGCAGGAUGGGACUGAGGUUUCAGGAUGAUGAUGAGGGUGUCGCUUUAAUGACCCCUCAGCUCCUUAAAAGACCCCCCCCCCCCCUUCCUACUGCUGCCAGUCACCACUUAUGGUCACCACUGAGCAUGCACCAGAAAGGCUGACUAAAGACAAAACAAAUACUAUAUAUACAGUAUGAAUAUAUAUAUAGCAAUUUUAAUGGACUUUUUUGUUCACUUAUCAUUUUAAUUUAUUGUAUUGGUUCAUUCUGGUAAUGAGAAAUAAUAUAAUGUGGAUUUAUUUCUUUUGUCUUUUGUUGAAUUAUUAUAAUUAUUAUUAUUUGCUGUAUUGUAUUUAUGAACACACACAUACAAAUACAUACAUUCAACAAAUUCAGCCAAGCAAUAUGUGCUGUUCCUUGUUUGGGGAGAGUGAUGUAUGACUUUGAAAUGCACUUUUCUGCUUUCUGAUUAAAAGCUUUGAUUUCCAUUCACACACUGGCAACAUGUUACACAGAAAGCCGAGUCUUGACUUUUCAGACUACUUAAGAGUAUUUUGGCUCACCUGCAGUUUGUAUUCAAGGAUUUAUCACAGUUGAGAGCUCAGUUGAUGACUAAAAAUGCAGUUUCGUUCAGUUGUGUGCAGAGGAAAACAGAGCAGCCACAGCGAUCUCUGAUCACCAGGUAAAACAUUUUCUGCCAGUUUCACGAGGCCUGGUGUAUCAACAGUUAUAUAAACAUGGUUG